Drosophila yakuba is the source of this 2252-nucleotide messenger RNA. RefSeq names its product odorant receptor 67c (gene Or67c). Gene Ontology annotation, biological process: detection of chemical stimulus involved in sensory perception of smell; sensory perception of smell. The transcript is spliced from 4 exons. Gene Ontology annotation, cellular component: plasma membrane. The coding region runs from base 466 to 1680 and encodes 404 amino acids. Lineage: Eukaryota; Metazoa; Arthropoda; Insecta; Diptera; Drosophilidae. Gene Ontology annotation, molecular function: odorant binding; olfactory receptor activity. The record is from RefSeq and is a predicted model, not a curated record.
AUUCUAAUAGAUAGUAUACUGAGAGUAGCCAACUAGGCACAGCUAAAAUACAUUAAAUAUAUUAUAUUCUUAUAUAAAUCUACUUACAUUUUUGGUUUAUAAUUCCACACUAUUUUGGUUCAGUGUGCAUUGCAGGUGCCAAGAUGGAGACAUCUUUUGUUGCAAUUCAUGUUGAUUAGUGGCCGGUGAAGGUCGACUCCUGUUUUCCUAGCCUCCCUAGCUUUUCCCUUUUGAGAACCUUUUCAGCUGGUUGUACGGUGUGAGAAAAGUUCACAGCUAAUUACAUUGGUUAGUUAAAAGUUUAGGCACAAUUAUCAACACUUUUCAAGGCGCGACAUGAUGGGGCAUAAAAACUUAGCAGACACGCCCCCCGCCGCCCACUAUAUAAGACCAACGCAAAGGUCUGACCACAAACAGUUCCAAUUUGAAAAUUCUGUGUAAAGUUCCCGAAAAAAGUGAAAUAAAAUGGAAACGGCAAGGGAAAAUACAGGCAGGACCUUUAUGGAAUUGAUGCGAGUGCCAGUACAAUUCUACAGGACCAUUGGAGAGGAUAUCUACGCCCAUCGUUCAACAAAUCCCCUAAAAUCGCUUCUCUUUAAAAUCUAUCUAUAUGCGGGAUUUAUAAAUUUCAAUCUGCUGGUGAUCGGCGAACUGGUGUUCUUCUACAACUCGAUUCAGGACUUUGAAACCAUUCGAUUGGCCAUUGCCGUGGCUCCAUGUAUUGGAUUUUCUCUGGUUGCCGAUUUUAAACAAGCUGCCAUGAUCAGAGGCAAGAAGACACUAAUAAUGCUGCUCGAUGACUUGGAGGACAUGCAUCCAAAAACCCUGGCAAAGCAGAAGGAAUACAAAUUGACGGACUUUGAAAAGACCAUGAAACGUGUGAUCAAUAUAUUCACGUUCCUCUGCUUGGCCUAUACGACUACGUUCUCCUUUUAUCCGGCCAUCAAGGCGUCGGUAAAAUUUAAUUUCCUGGGCUACGAUACCUUCGAUCGUAAUUUUGGUUUCCUCAUCUGGUUUCCCUUUGAUGCCACGCGGAAUAAUUUGAUCUACUGGAUCAUGUACUGGGAUAUAGCCCAUGGGGCCUAUCUAGCAGGUAUUGCUUUUCUCUGCGCCGAUCUUUUGCUCGUCGUGGUCAUUACCCAGAUUUGCAUGCACUUCAACUAUAUAUCUAUGCGAUUGGAGAAUCAUCCAUGUAAUUCGAAUGAGGACAAAGAGAAUAUUGAGUUCCUUAUUGGCAUUAUCAGAUACCACGACAAGUGCCUUAAACUCUGCGAACACGUCAACGAUCUCUAUAGUUUCUCUUUGCUGCUUAAUUUCCUAAUGGCUUCCAUGCAGAUUUGCUUCAUAGCCUUUCAGGUCACCGAGUCAACAGUGGAAGUGAUUAUUAUUUAUUGUAUUUUCUUGAUGACCUCUAUGGUUCAGGUGUUUAUGGUGUGCUACUAUGGAGACUCUUUAAUUGCCACGAGUCUGAAAGUGGGAGAUGCCGCUUACAAUCAAAAGUGGUUUCAGUGCAGCAAAUCCUAUUGCACCAUGUUGAAGUUACUUAUCAUGAGAAGUCAGAAACCAGCUUCAAUAAGACCGCCGACAUUUCCGCCCAUAUCUUUGGUUACCUAUAUGAAGGUCAUCAGCAUGUCGUAUCAAUUUUUCGCCUUGCUUAGAACCACAUACAGCAAUAAUUGAAUUAGUAAAGAGCCUCUCUCUGCACUUCUCAAAUCAGCCACUUGCUGCGAAUCGAAUCGUUAAUAGGGAUUCAGGGAUAAUCAGAAUCUCUUCAACAAUCCACACCCAACACAGCUCUUGCCUGCAAAUCAACGCCAAUCGCUACAUCUAAGGCAUUCGAACUUAAUGACGCCCUCGACACGCUUUGAUAAUAUUUAAUUAAAAAUCGCAUUUAAAAUUAAUAAGCUUAAAUGGAGACCAAUAGCGCCUGGCCGAGCACGAAAAUCCGGCAUACGAGCCAAACAAAAUGGUAUUUUUUUUCAAAAGGAAUAUUACAGCACCGUUUCACAUAAAAAAGCGCCUAGAACGGGGACGCAAAUAAAAGCAGCAAAUGGGGAUACCAACCAACCAAAAAGAGAACUCCCCAUUCUGACCUGGUAAUAAAAGGAACAACAUAAAACGCAAUCACAAUCAUCGACAAUAAUCUGGCAGCAACAACCAACAAAAAAAUGCUUAUUAUAAAAUUUCACAGUUUUUCAAUGAGCAAAAAGGAGGAGCAGAGCGGAGGUGGGUGUGGCAAAAAGUGGGCGAGU